Molecule: messenger RNA, 960 nt
Organism: Plenodomus lingam JN3
Lineage: Eukaryota; Fungi; Ascomycota; Dothideomycetes; Pleosporales; Leptosphaeriaceae
Source: RefSeq, a predicted model, not a curated record
AUGUCUGAAGCUAUUCACUCCCCUCGUUACCCAUCGCUCGUGGUCAGAUUGCGCUAUCAGCCUCUGUGUGCGGCUUGUACGAAUGUACUGUCACAUGGGUUCUCUGAUAACAAUGACGAAGAAUCGGAGGAAUGGAACUGGAGUAUAGAAGCCCUCCGGAAGAGCUCGAUUUCGUGCCGCUGUUGCGUGUUUUGGCUUCAGGUCUUGAAAGCCAGUCCGUGGCUCGCCCAUCGCAACGACAGCGUUGUCUACCUUACGACCGCUAUUGUAGGCUCACAGCAUAGCCCACCGUAUGAAUGGACACAGCACGAUGCUGGUCAAAAGCUUGUCAAGAAUGAGGAUUUUGCUCAUAUGACCGUGUACAAAAGAUAUUACAGGCCUCGUUUGGCCGUAGGAGAUCAGCAUACUUUCAUAUUGCCUACCGCCAUGAUGGAAGCGCAGAGUUCGGAAAAUGUUGAUCCAGGCAACGCGUUCUGUGGCAGACCUGUCGGCUCAGCAGUCAACUUAUCCCUGGUUCAAAGCUGGCUUAAUCUAUGCGCCAAAAACCACCGAAGUUCCUCCAAUGUCAGCGGAUCACAUGCGUGGUAUGAAGGAACAGAGGAACAUAGCAUAUCUGAGCGUGGAUGUGCCCCGGUAGCAAGCGAACCCAUACCGAAUUUUCGACUUGUUGACGUGAAGAUGCGAUGUGUGGUAUGCAUCAAACAAAAAACAGAAUACGCAGCUCUAAGCUAUGUGUGGGGUGGUUCGAGACGAUUCGUCCUGUGCAAGGAGAACGCAGACUCGCUUUCUCUACCUGGAGCUCUGAAUCACAAGGCCCUUGAGCUUCCUCAAACGUUUCGAGAUGCAAUUGAGUUCGUAGAGAAGCUCGCGAUACGCUACAUAUGGAUUGAUGCACUGUGUAUACAACAAGACGACUCAGACCAGCUCGUGGCACAUAUGAAUUCAAUGGAUGUUAUUUAA